Trypanosoma theileri is the source of this 5907-nucleotide messenger RNA. RefSeq lists its product as uncharacterized. NCBI's taxonomy places the organism in Eukaryota, Euglenozoa, Kinetoplastea, Trypanosomatida, Trypanosomatidae. The record is from RefSeq and is a predicted model, not a curated record. The coding region runs from base 1 to 5907 and encodes 1968 amino acids. Gene Ontology annotation, biological process: endosomal vesicle fusion; protein targeting to vacuole. Gene Ontology annotation, cellular component: HOPS complex; late endosome. Gene Ontology annotation, molecular function: protein binding. The transcript has a single exon.
AUGGGCUCCGAUGAUGAUGAUGCUGAUAAUAAUAAUAGUAAUAAUAAUAAUGAUGAUGAUCUUGAUAAACUGGUAGCCGCACAGUUAAUAAGAUCCCGCACAGCCACUAAUGUAGGAAAUCCAACACCUACACGAACAACAACAACAGCAGCAGUAAAAACUAUGAAUACUUCAGCUGACAGUGAUGAUGAGUUAGAUGCCUUAAUUCAUGAGGCACUAGCAGGUGUGGCCAUAACACCAAUAGCGAAAAAAACAGCAGUAAGAACAGAGAAAUCCAACAAGAAUAAUUCCCAUCCAUCUCAACAAGAAGAAAACACUAAAAUAGAUGAUGGUGGUAUGAUGAGUACAAGAAAAGAAAAUAAAAUGAAAAUGAGUAUAAAGACAACGAAGGCAGUUGUUACGGAAACCUCACCUGUAGUAGUAGUAAAAGAAGAUAUGGAUCUUCACAGUGAUGGGAGUAAUAGUGAGAAUAGUAAUAGUAGUGGUGAAGAUAUACUGCAGGCUGUUCUCGCUGGUCAUGGUUUACCACCAUUGGAAAAUAUAGAAACUAUACAUACAUCCAAUAGGCAAGCAUUUAAACAUUUCCCCUCACAUCAUCAUGAAUCCAUCACAGUUCAUAAUAGUAUGGAGAAAAAAAAUGAGAAUACAAAAAAAGAGAAAGAUGAUGAUGAUGAUGAUGAUGAUGAUGAAAAGGAAGAGGAACAUUUAUUAAUGGAAACUCUUUCCAAUCUAGUUCAUCCACCAGUGCAGUUUGUUUCUAAAAAUCGAAGGCAAAAUAAUUCUACGCCUUUGCAAGAACUCUCAAAGGAAGAAGUUCACAGUAGUAAUAGUAUUGGUAAAUGUAGGAAUAGUGAUGAAGAUAGUAAAGGUAUUGGAAUGGCUAACCAAACAUCUCAUCAUACUACUAGUGCGAGUAAAGAAGUUAUUUCACAUUCUAAAAAGGAGAAUACUUCUAAAUCUAAUUCUACUACUACUUCUACUUCUUCUAGUAAAAAACCAAGAAGUGGACAAAGUGAAACGCAUACAAAGUCUCUUCAUGCCUUUCACGAUUUAGAAGAUGAGAAACAAAUUCUUAAUGCUAUUUUAAAUGCAGUACAAGACCGUCAAUCAAGUGUGAGUGGAGACUUAAUAUAUGAAGAUGAAGAAAAAGGAAAUGGAAAUGGAAAUGGAUAUAAUGUAGAGACUAUUUUACAACAUGCGGAAGAUAUCGCCGCCGCUUCUCUUCGUGGAGAAAAUGGAAAAGAAUCUCACAUUAUGCAUCUUCACGAACAUGUGGAAAUGCGUGAGGAGCUGCGAAAGGCAAGAGGAUCUGUAGGAUGGCCAUCAUGUGUGUGUGGACGGACAACAAUAGCGACAGAAACUAUUUUAGGUGUUGAAAAGGAAUCCACCGUAAUGAAAACUUCUUCUAAUUCUUCUAAUUCUUUAUCAAAAAGACCAACUCUUUGUAUUGGAACAACACUUGGCGUUAUUUUACUUUUUAAUGAAAAAACAAAAAUGUGUGGUAUGUGUGGAUCUGUUGAGGCCUCCAUUGUAGAGAUGCGUGGAGCUGUGGUAUCUCUUUCCAUGUCUUUUGAUGCUUUAACGGUUUUUUCUGGUCAUGAACGGGGAACUUUAAUUCUAUGGGAUAUUAAUUCACUCACCGCAUUACGUGAAAUUUCAGAUGAAUAUAAUUCACCUAUUACACGACUUCGUCAUUGUGGAAUGGAUACUUCUCGUGUGAUUGUUUUAAGUAGUAAUGGUAGUGUGAAAUUACUUUCCUUUACACGGAUAAUAUCUAAAAUGGUAUAUCGUUUAACCAAUAUCGCCGUUUCUGUUCCAGAAGCUCCAUUUAAUGAUAUAGAUAUUAUUUUUCUUAAAGGUGAAGGAUUAUAUCUAGUCGCUGCAGUCUCUGCAGAUACUUUACUCUUAUCUGCAUUAGAUUGUGGUUUACAAACCAUCGUUACGCCUAUAAUGCGGCGAACUCGACCUCCUAAAUCUGCUCGAAUACAAGAAUUAUUACAAUUUGUUUCUGUAAAUGUGGAAGAUCGUAUUCUUUUAUGUGUAGCUUGGGGUGCAGAUGUGGAAAUAUUUACCAUUGCACUUGGUGGGAUAUUAACAGAACUUCAUCGAGUCGCCAGUGUUCGUCUGGAAAGACCUUUACAUGCAAUGACACCUAUUAUGGGAUCUUGUUUAGUUUUAAUGGAUCAAAAUGAAUCUUUACAUUUAUUAGAUGUAAGUGUAGGGGUAAUUGUGGAAACACGUCCUUUACAUGGUGUAGAUCCUGUCAUGUUUUCUAGUCGAAGUUGUGGAAUGCGGUUUAAUGCCGCACUUACACAAAGUGGAAAUCGUGCUAUUCUGCUUGGACGUCGUCGAGCUUUCACAUGUACAUUACUUCCAUGGAAUGUUCGUUUAGAUCUCUUAGUUCGUCAAGAACGAUAUGUGGAAGCUUUGGAACUUGCCAAGGCAUUUGCAUUGGAAGUGGCUUUAGCAGUUGUUGGACUUCAAAGUGAUCCUGUUCUUCGUCGUGAAAGUAUUCAUCUUUAUUUAGUGGGUCUAAUUAAAGAUUAUCUUUCACAUCUUAUGAAUAAUAAUAAUAAUAAUAAUAAUAAUAAUAAUAAUAAUAAUAAUAAUAAUAAUAAUAAUAAUAAUAAUAAUAAUAAGAAUUAUUUCUCACGUGAGGAGGUAAUGGUGGUAAAGAGUAUUACAGAUAUUAUUCAAUUUUGUGCCGAUAUUGAUGCGAUGAAUGUUUUCUUUGGUCCUGCAAUGGAAUUUCUUCGUCAAAUCACAAAAUCAGAUGCUCUUGCACUUUAUUGUCUGGAAGGUUGUAUCUUAGCAGGAACCGUUACAACUUUACCAGAGAUGUAUAUUCAACCUUUUUUUAAUCUUUUUGCUCAUGAUGAAACAAUAGAGAGUUCACUUCAAACGUGGGAAUCUUCACAAGGUGUAAAUGAUGAUAUUCUUCUUCUUAAUACUAAUAAUACUAAUACUACUACUACUACUACUACUACUACUACUACUACUAAUACUAAGCCAUUACGAGGUAUAAUGCGUGCUGAACGAGCUUUAAUGCGUUUAGAAGGUAGUUAUGAACUUCUUAUGCAAAUUGCAAAGAAAUAUAAUUUAGUUCGAUUAGCCGUUGCUAUUUUAUCCUAUAGACAAUUUAAAUAUAUAGAGGCAUUUAAAUUAAGUCUUGAAUGGGAUCCUACUGGAGAUGUGGCAUUAUAUUACUUUGAAUGUACAAUGAAAGGAUAUACUAUUUUAGGUGAUAUAGAAUACUCGGAUUAUCAAUCUCGUACGGCAAAAGAACAACUUUGGAGUUAUUUAUUAACUAUUACAGAAGACUUUAAACGAUUACUUCAUCUUAAUGCUGAACGGGUUUUACAAGCCACUCUUUUUUCUUUACAGGAUAGACCUCCCUAUUCACCAUGGGAACAAGAUCCAUCUUUAAAGCAAAAAUGUAUUUCCGCCUUAUUUAUACAUCUUAUUGGGAUAGAUUUAACAACUAGUAAUAUAUUCAGACCAUGGGAAUUAGCCAGACGUGAAUGGCCUUCAUAUGAUACAGUUGUUCAUCCUCUUUUUAUAGGAAUGACACGUAUCUUAUUAACAGGUACACUGGAAUUGGAUAAUAUACAGCCAUUUUGUGAAUAUGCAUGUUCUCAUUUUAUUUAUCAAUUUCAAACAGCUGAAGAUGAAGGACAAAGACGAAUUAUACAAAGUGAGGCUGCAUCUCUUUUAAGUAGUUCUAUUACAAAAAAUGUUGAUUUUUCUUUUGCAGAAGAAGAAUUACAACAACAACGUAUGGCUAGAACUUUGGCAGCUUUAUAUUGUUCCCGAGGAAAAUAUGGGGAAGCAAUUGAUUGUUAUCUUGAUAAAGAAAAUAAUAGAGCCGAUACAGGAUUAGCAAAAGAUGUAUUUCGUAUUAUUAAAGAAGAAAUGAGUUUUCUCUUACAUGUAGGUGAAGAGGCAUUAUCAUUUAAACUUCGGGAAGCUGUUAUGCAUCGUAUUUCUCUUUUAGUAAGUGUAGAUGCUACUUCCUUGGCUCAAUUUGUAUUGGAAUAUCUUCCAGGUAAUCAUGAUGAAGUAAUGAAUAUACUUCGUAAUUCUGGAGAAACCUUUCUACGAUAUUUAGAUGAAUUAAUUGCUAAAGGUGAUCCAGCAGUGGCAAAUGAUGUUAAACUUCAGAAUACAUAUAUUGAAUUACUUUGUGCUCAUGAACCAACACGGGUAUAUCCAUACUUGGAUGCUUAUGAUUCUAUUAUUACCUACGAUUUACAUCUUGCUUUACAAGCAGUUAAACGAUAUAAAAUUGCAGAUGCCGCUGUGUUUCUUCUUGAAAAAACACUUAUGAUUGAUGAAGCGAUGAAAAUUCUUAUUGGAGCUGUAGCGGAUAAACUACGCUUAGUAAGAGAAGAGGUAAUAAAGUAUGUAAUUGCUUCUUCUUCUUCUUUUUCUGAGGAGGAGGAAGAGGAGGGAAAUAAUUUUACCUCUUUAGAAUCACAAUAUUCAAAAAUAAUGGAUAAAGAAGAAGAAAAAGAAAAAGCAAAAAGAGAAGGACUACAUAAUCAUAAUAAUAAUAAUAAUAAUAAUAAUAAUAAUAAUAAUAGUAGUCGUAAUGAAAAGUAUAUGUGGGAAAGUGAAAAGUCACUUCAACAAGUAUUAGGAGUUGGAAUGGAUCUUUGUACCAAAUAUAAUAAUGAUCUUAGUUCCCGAUCCAGUGGAAAUUGGUUUACUUUAUUAGAACUCUUUACACGCCCCAGACGUCUUCUCUGUGAUCGUCAACGACAACAACUCACCGUAUCGUUACAAUCUGAAUGUGAAUCUGUAGAUGGUUUUGAUGAUGAUGAAAUUAAUGCCUCUCUUGCAUCAGAUUAUUCAUUAACAAAUACUUUAUUUCCAUUAUUAUCCAAUCCUCUCUCUAUACGUGGGGUUAAAUAUUUAGAUAAAAUGAUUGCUAUCUAUACAAAGUAUGUCUCACAGCUUUUAACCGAAAUGAUUAAAGUUUUAAAUCUUUCAGAAGUUAUUGGAAGAAUCGUAAAGGAUCAUGAACGUGAACGAUUUGGUCCUUUUAAACCAGUUAUUGUUGAUAUUAUGUCUUCUUUGAGUUUUGAGUUGGAAGUAAAUCGAUUAUGUAAACUUUGUAUCGAUAAUGAUAUUGUAGUUCUUGCCGAUCAACUACAUCAAAGUUACAAAACAGGUGUAGUUCCUCUUUCGGAUACUUGCUAUAUUUGUAAUGAAAGUCUUGUUCAUACUCGUUCUGAAGAAGUAGAAACAUCUGUACGGAUAUAUGCAUGUGGACAUGGUUAUCAUGAGUCAUGUGUAUUAACUUUUUCUCCUGGAGCCGAUUGUGUUCAAUGUGAGAAGGAACGAUCUGGAGGUUUACAAUCUCAUCUUGCAUGGAAACAUGGAAAGGAUAACACAGUUGAAGGAAAUAAUAAUAGUUACAGUAAUAGUAAUAGUAGUAAUAGUACUAUUAAUAAUAAUAAUAAUAAUAAUAAUAAUAAUAAUAAUAUUCAUAAUGAUAAUGGCGAACGAAGCGAUAGGGAAGAAGAAAGACGGAUAUUGCAAGAAGAUGAUCUUUCUUUAACAAUUCGAAGAUUAAAACAAACACGAGCUAAAAUAGAUGGGGCUCGUGAAUAUCAAGAGAUGUUACGUGGGUUUUUGCAAACGAAACAAAUUCAAACAAUUUCAUCUGAGUUUCCAAAGGAGUCUAUAAUGGGAAAAAAUCUACUCGCACCUGCACCUCCUAUACCUGUUAGUAUUGGUGAAUUCUCUGAAGAAGCAUUGGACUUUAAUGCUCCUUUUACUGCCAUUUUAACAGAUGAAGAUGUACUAGAACUGUUUGGUACAUCAGAAGAAAAUGAUGAUAAGAAUGAGAUUGCAGAUAAUGGUCUACCCACAUUUAUAAAUGGAUCAAAACUUAAGAUUUGA